UUUCUAUGUAUGUACCUUUGAUACCUGCAAAUUGGUAAAAAUUCGGUAUAAUCAUCUUACCCUAUAAAGUUUGAUUACAAAUCAAACAAAAUUACCAAACGUCAAUAACUUGUAAAGUUUUGCUUUGGACUUCUCUUUCAGGAGAAUAUGUACGAAUUACUCUGAUCUAAUUUAGGCGUGUUUUAUAAUCAAUUUCGCAGCAAAAUGAUACAUAUAGGUUUGUCCAGGUUAAGGAUUCCUUUAAUCAGAAAGUUGAGUAAAAUGGCGAUGGGCGAUCAGAGAGUAGGCGUUUCCGGUCUUAUGAUCGACGAGGUAAUUCAGAGACUGGAAAAAUGGGCUCCGUUAUCUUUGGCGGAACAUUGGGACAAUGUCGGUCUGUUGAUUGAGCCUAGUCAAGAUAUGCCAAUAAAAAAUGUGAUGCUAACCAACGACUUGACGGAAGACGUCGUACAAGAAGCUGCUGACAACGAAGCCAACCUAGUGAUAACUUAUCAUCCAAACAUUUUUCACGGAAUGAAGAACGUUACUGUCAGGAACUGGAAAGAGAGGAUUGUGCUUGGCUGUAUUAAGAACAACAUCGCUGUAUUCUCACCUCACACUUCUUGGGAUAAUGUAGAAGGUGGUGUCAAUGAUUGGUUAGCGGAUGCUCUCGAGUUUGAUAGCUCCAAACCCAUUCAGCCUAAUGCAAACAAUCCCAAACUAGGAGCUGGAAGGUCGCUUAUUCUGAAAAAUGAAAUAACCCUUUCUCAAGCAGUAGAAUCUAUAAAAAAGCACACUGGUUUGGCACAUGUGAGAUUGGCAAUAGCCAGAGGAAGAGAUCUUGAAUCCAAGAUAAAGACUGUUGCCCUCUGCGCUGGUUCUGGUAUAUCCGUGCUACGAGGGGUGCCUGCAGAUUUGUAUUUCACUGGAGAAAUGCUGCAUCACGAUUUGCUGGAAGCAUGCCAGAGCGGUACUAGCGUUGUCCUAACUAACCAUAGCGAUUCUGAACGAGGUUUUCUUGAGGAUUUCCAGGAGCACUUGGAAAAAGUUGUGUUGGAUGGCCAAAUCAAAGUUUUGGUCUCCAAAAAGGACAAGGAUCCUCUUAUUACUCUUUAACUGUAUCUUUUGUAUCACAAGGCUUGUUAGUCAUUAUUGAAGGUUGUUAAUAAAUUUUUUUUUUAAUUAUGAAAAA
Molecule: messenger RNA, 1171 nt
Organism: Coccinella septempunctata (seven-spotted ladybird)
Lineage: Eukaryota; Metazoa; Arthropoda; Insecta; Coleoptera; Coccinellidae
Product: NIF3-like protein 1
Exons: 4
Coding region: 205-1095 (296 amino acids)
Cellular component (GO): mitochondrion; cytoplasm
Source: RefSeq, a predicted model, not a curated record